ACGAACAUUAUUGCUUCACCUUCUCUGUAUGCAGACCUGAUAAUCAAUGCCAAGAAGCUCGGCGUGACUCUGACAACACUAAAAGUUGGGGCAGUCGGUGGAGCCCCCUGCACCCAACAGAUUAUCCAGGGCAUGAUGGAUACUUUGAAUAUCAGGCGAGUCUGUCCAAUGUAUGGGAUGACAGAAAUAGGUUUCUUCUUCGUGGGCAGGUCAGGUGACAGUUUGGACAAGAUAGCUUCCACUGUGGGACGCAUCUGUGAUCACAUGGAGGCAAAAAUUGUGGACCAAGAUGGGCAGAUGGUUCCAAUGGGUUCAAAAGGGGAGCUCUGGGUCAGAGGUUAUUCAGUCAUGCUAGGUUACUGGGAUGAUGAAGAACAAACACGCGAAUUCAUUCGACCAGAUGGAUGGACGAAAACUGGGGACCAGUUUAUUCUGGAUGAGGACGGAUAUGGACGCUGUGUGGGUCGAAACAAGGACAUGAUCAUCAAAUUUGCUGACAAAGUUUUUCCAGUGGAGUUGGAAGAAUUCUUCCAGAAUCAUCCAGAUGUCCUAGAGGCUGUGGUAUUUGGAGUGCCAGACCCAAAGGUUGGGGAGGAAAUCUGCGUAUAUCUUCGCCUGAAAAGUGGAAUCAAACUUACCGAUCAGGACAUUAUCAACUACUGCAAGGAUAAGAUUGCAGCUUAUCGAAUUCCAGGGUACAUCAGGUUCAUUGAAGAGUUCCCAAAGACGCCGAUGGGGAAGGUUAUCAAGGCCUCCCUCCGCAAUGCACUAAUAACAGAGAUCCAACAGGUGGCUGUGGUGAAGGAACAGCAGACAAAUUGAGCUGAGAAGCAGACUUAGGGAAUUUGUAUUAAUUUCAACAUGCUGAAUCUUUAUAACACAUGAAACUGCCAUUAUUGUUAAAUAUUUUAAAUGUUUUUUCAGUGUUACCGAACAAUUAUUAGAUUAAUUAAUUAAUUGUGUGUUAUUCUCAUCCCCAGGAUACUAAUUAAUUAACACGCAUUUACCUUCAAGAAUAAUUUUGCAUUAAAUAAGAGAUAAAUGUUACUGACUAGACAUGAGGUUUGAAUUGGCAAUUGGAAUUAUUUGAACAUUUGUAUCUUGUUAACGACAGGUAUCUGUAACAGUUACACAGAUCUGCACACUUUACAGAUCACUGUACUGUAGCGCACAUAAAGUCUUGUUGUCUUCAGUAGCCGUUGCCUGGUAACGGAUCUCAACAGUGUAGAUUCCUCAGCGUCCCUACUGAUAUACUUACUGGUUGGCAACUCUCUAGCAACUUGCUCAUGGCAUCACUAGCCAUCCCUGACUACUCACUGGCUCUCAACUGCCUAGCUUUUCCUGAUGGCCCUUGCUAUAUAGCCUCAGGAUGGACUGCAUAGAAAACACUGCUUCCAACAUUUCCUCUUUUGUUUUGCAUGUGGACAUUGCCACGAUAUGUGUUUACUGAGCCGUUAUGUAGCAGCGGGCGAUGUCUCAGUAAUCAUGUCACAGUGUCAACAGGGAAGAGGGGAUACAGGGUGUGCUGUGAGUCAUUCAAGUGACAGUGGUACCUAAGAAGUACAUAAGAUGGCUGACAAACUGAAAUGUAUCUUCUGGUGAAUUUAUAAUGAAAUUGUUAUGAUAAGUCAGUUAUGAAAAUAAUCUUGAUAAUACACAACAUGGACACAGGUUUAAUCAAGACCUUGAAAACUGCUAAAAAUUAUAAGAUAUUAUUGUAUUCUUUAACAUAGAAUAUACUCUUAGUAGCUUCUAUAUUUAA
Cryptotermes secundus is the source of this 1762-nucleotide messenger RNA. Its product is annotated as medium-chain acyl-CoA ligase ACSF2, mitochondrial. Gene Ontology annotation, biological process: fatty acid metabolic process. The record is from RefSeq and is a predicted model, not a curated record. Gene Ontology annotation, molecular function: medium-chain fatty acid-CoA ligase activity. NCBI's taxonomy places the organism in Eukaryota, Metazoa, Arthropoda, Insecta, Blattodea, Kalotermitidae. The transcript has 6 exons. Bases 133 to 822 code for a protein of 229 amino acids.